Molecule: messenger RNA, 300 nt
Organism: Xyrichtys novacula (pearly razorfish)
Lineage: Eukaryota; Metazoa; Chordata; Actinopteri; Labriformes; Labridae
Source: the annotation of a GenBank genome assembly
AUGAAGAUUUCUGUCUUAGCCCCGCCCCCUGUUCGCCUCAUUGGUCCCCUUACCUGUCGGCCUCUGAUAACAGGAGGUCUGGAGGUUCCUGCUGGUUCCACCUUGCUGAGCUGUGCAGUAGGAGUCGGGGGGGACGUGGUCCUCACUCCAGACUCUGAUUUGAGGGUUUGGGAGCUCAUUAGUCCAUUACUGGUUCCGGACCUGGUGGCACCGAUCUGUCUGCUGCUGGAUGUGGGUCUCCUGAGCUCCUCUGAGUCUGAGCAGAUAGCAUCACGCCGGCAGUUAGACCCUGAAACCUAA